CUGCCCCACGUGUCCCAAUAUGUAGAACUCUGGGCACGCAAAACUUUAGAUAAAUCUAAUCGCAAUAAGCUUAGAGCGGAGUGCCCCCGCCCGCAUAUCCCCAUGAAGGCGGUUGUCACACCUACAGUGGACCCCAUUUUAAUGAAAUACCUGCUGAAAUCAGGCAAAAUGCCUAAGAAAGGAAUAGACCGAUCCUUUACAGGUAUCCAGGACCGCAUCCUGGACCUGUUCGGGCCUUUGACCAAAAUCCUGAACUUAGCGGAACAAUCCGCGACAACAGGCCAAGGGGUUGACCUAGCACAACUGCGCGGUUGGGCCCAAAGAGCCAUUUGCCUCACGGGCAAUGCCAACACCGCCUGUUCAGUUGAACGCAGGCGCUCUAUACUCAUGCGCCUCGACCCACAGCUAGCCCAUCUAGCGGAGUCCGAGCCGGGCCCCUCAGCAGGGGGCAUGCUUUUUGGCGAGUCCUUAAUAAAGGACAUUAAUAAAUUUGUCGGUAUGUUCAACAGUCUGGACAAAGCACAAACAUCCCUGAAAAAACCCAACAAUGCCAGAGUUUUUCCUCGGGCCGGCAGAUACAGGGGCCGCUCUGCCGGCCGAUACAAUUCGGGCAGACCUUUCCAGAGGUCUUCCGCUCAACCACACUAUACCCAGGCUCCCACCCACUAUACCACCACCGCGCAACCGGCACCAUUCUUCCCUCCCCGUGGGAGACCCUGGAGGGGACGCGGCCAGAGAGGAUACCCUCGUUCACGCCCGUAUUCCGGUGAGUACCACACCCAUUCCCUUUCCCCUCAUACCGGUGGGAGGUCGCCUAAUGUUUUUUACGCUCGCCUGGUCUGCGAUUACGGCAGACUCCUGGGUGCUGAAUACAGUAGCAGGUUUCCAAAUAGACCUUGUGUCCCCACCGACUCUGGGGGUAUCGCCACCCCCUAUCCAUUUUUCAGAAGAAAAUGUGACCCUCAUAGACUCCGAACUUCGGGAAUUGAUAGCCAAGCAUGCAGUCACCGAAGUCACCACCCCAUCCCCGGGUUUCUUCAGCAACCUCUUCCUAGUCAAGAAGAAGGGGGGGGGUUACCGCCCGGUCAUAAAUCUCCGGGACUUGAACCAACAUGUCGCCUAUCGACAUUUCAAAAUGGAAGGCAUCCACUGCCUCCGAGACCUACUCACCCCCGGAGACUGGUUAGUGAAGGUGGACCUAAAGGACGCCUACCUCACAGUCCCCAUGCACCCGGACUCCCAACAUCUCCUCCGUUUCAGAUGGUGGGGUCGCAUCUGGCAAUUUACGUGCCUACCGUUCGGCCUGUCCUCAGCCCCAUGGUGUUUCACCAAGCUGCUGAAACCGGUCGUGGCAGCGUUGAGGAGCAGGGGAGUGCGUCUGAUCAUUUAUCUAGACGACCUCCUCAUACUUACUCACUCCAAGACUAUGGCCUAUCGCCAUAUGAAUUGGACCAUCGACCUGUUACAAACCCUCGGCUUUAUUAUCAACCGAGAGAAAUCGGUUCUCGUCCCGGCUCAGGAGAUGGAAUUUCUGGGUUUCUCGAUAGACACCCACCUCGCCAUCCUUCGACUGCCCAGCGCAAAGCUGGCCCUAAUCCGGAAAGAGAUCAGGGCGGUUUUACGCAAAGGCUUCCUAUCCCUACGCAUCCUGGCACGCAUAGUGGGCCUUUUGGCUGCGUCCAUUCAAGCCAUCUUUCCAGCUCCCUUACAUUACCGAGCCCUUCAGAGGUUAAAAAUCCUACACCUGCGCCAGGGCCUUCGUUACGCAGACGAAGUGUCCCUAUCCCCAGAAGCUCGGGCCGAACUGCGCUGGUGGCUCCGUCACGCCACCGACUGGAACGGCCGGACGAUUUUCAACACACGGCCGGAUGUAGUCAUAGAAUCGGACGCGAGCCUACGGGGCUGGGGCGCCCGCUUGGGGUUGAGAUCCACGGGGGGGAUCUGGUCCAGGGAGGAAUCCCUGUUGCAUAUCAACGCUUUGGAACUCUCAGCGGCUCUCUUCGCCAUUCAGAGUUUCUUAGCAACACGGACCAAUUGUUGCGUACUAUUGCGCAUGGACAAUAUCGCGGCGGUUCAAUACAUCAACCGCCUGGGAGGUACCAGAUCCAAGAUUCUAGCGGACAUCUCCGCCGAGAUUUGGCACUUCUGUCUGUCUCGAGACAUCUCUCUUGUAGCAGAAUACAUUCCGGGGGUCUCCAAUACAAUAGCAGACUGGAACUCUCGAUAUCUGGUAGAUUCCAGCGACUGGGGUUUAGACUGUUCGGUCUUCACCCGAAUAGAAUUGCUCUGGGGCCCCUUGGGCAUAGACCUCUUCGCCUCUCGCCUCAACCACCAACUGCCCCGCUUCUUCAGUUGGAGACCGGACCCAGGGUCCUCAGCUGUGGACGCUUUCCGCCACUCUUGGACAGGAGGUACGCAUUAUGCGUUCCCCCCAUUCUCCAUGAUCCCCAGGGUCCUUCUACAGAUUACCAAUCAGGGAGCUACGGUGGUUCUGAUCACACCGUGGUGGCCAGCUCAACCUUGGUUUCCCCUGCUUUUGGACUCGAUCAUCGACCUUCCCAGACUUCUUCCCCGAUUCCCUCGUAUCCUGUCCCACCCAACCAAGGGCAUUCAUCCCCUGGUGGAGGAAGGUACUCUGACGCUCCUAGCAUGGCUGGUAUCCGGGUGUCGGACCCGAGUGACGACCUUUCAAGCUCAGCUAGGGACCUCCUCACCAUGGCCUGGGCCCCCGGGACUCGGUCGGCAUACCGAUCAGCCUGGCAAUUUUGGGUACGUUGGUGCGACCAACGGCAAGUUGAUCCCUUACGUGCCCCUGUAA
Rana temporaria (common frog) is the source of this 2818-nucleotide messenger RNA. RefSeq lists its product as uncharacterized. Lineage: Eukaryota; Metazoa; Chordata; Amphibia; Anura; Ranidae. The record is from RefSeq and is a predicted model, not a curated record.